Molecule: messenger RNA, 1720 nt
Organism: Sorex araneus (European shrew)
Lineage: Eukaryota; Metazoa; Chordata; Mammalia; Eulipotyphla; Soricidae
Gene: SOSTDC1
Product: sclerostin domain containing 1
Exons: 2
Coding region: 82-702 (206 amino acids)
Biological process (GO): negative regulation of BMP signaling pathway; negative regulation of Wnt signaling pathway
Molecular function (GO): BMP binding
Source: RefSeq, a predicted model, not a curated record
GGAGGAAUUUCACAGUUACAGUGCAGAAGCAGAGGGAAAGGAAUUAUCCAGCUCUUCAGACAAGCAAAUCCUCUACUCACCAUGCUUCCUCCUGCCAUUCAUUUCUAUCUCAUUCCCUUUGCAUGCAUCCUCAUGAAAAGCUGUUUGGCUUUUAAAAAUGAUGCCACAGAAAUCCUUUAUUCACAUGUGGUUAAACCUGUUCCAGCACACCCCAGCAGCAACAGCACGAUGAAUCAAGCUAGAAACGGAGGCAGACAUUUCAGUAACACUGGAUUGGAUCGGAACACCCGGGUUCAAGUGGGGUGUCGCGAAUUGCGUUCCACCAAAUACAUCUCUGAUGGUCAGUGUACCAGCAUCAGCCCUCUCAAGGAGCUGGUGUGUGCUGGAGAGUGCCUGCCUCUGCCGGUGCUUCCCAACUGGAUCGGAGGAGGCUAUGGAACCAAGUACUGGAGCAGGAGGAGCUCCCAAGAGUGGAGGUGUGUCAAUGACAAAACGCGGACCCAGAGAAUCCAGUUGCAGUGUCAAGACGGAAGCACGCGCACCUACAAAAUCACAGUGGUCACAGCCUGCAAGUGCAAGAGGUACACUCGACAGCACAACGAGUCCAGUCACAACUUCGAGAGCAUGUCGCCUGCCAAGCCCGCUCAGCAUCACAGAGAACGGAAAAGGGCCAGCAAACCCAGCAAGCACAGCAUGAGUUAGAACUCAGACUCAAAACUGGACUCCCUAGUAACCAUCUGCUUUACAGAUUUUAUUGCUUGGAAGACUCGAGCCUGCCAUUGCUAUUUUCUCACUUGAAAAUAUAUGCUUUCUGCUUUGAUCAUAACCAUCAAUCUGCCCUAAGUAGCAGGACCUCCUUUGGGAAUAAAUUUGCCUUUCAAGUUUUUCAACAUGUUUCCGUAUCCAUGAGUGCAAUUUGCAUUAAAUUCCACGAAUCCCAUAGUUUUAAUUCCCCGGGGGUUCCUAAGAGACUAUAUAUAUGGUGAUACUAUAUAUAUCAAUAUAUGUAUGUAUGUAGAUGCUUACGUACAUAUCUCUAUAUCACUUUUGAAAAGAGAAAAUGUCUACCAGUUGCUCUUUACUCCAUACCCCCAAAACACAAACAUAACUCCUUCAAAACUAAAAAGUUAAUCAAAAUGGUUGCCUUGAACAGUAACACUUCAGAAAGGUGCUUUUUGGUAACCUGCAUGGGAACAGUUUAUCAACUAGGAGUAGACUCCCUUUGAAAGACCCUGUGACAUUUUCCUUCAAACAUAAGCCCUGUAGCCUUUUACAGUCUUACCAUAUGAAAUUAUACCCUGCAUGCUGACCCUUGCUUGGAAUGGAAUGCCAGGAAUGCAUGGCAGCAGCUAAUAAGUAAAGCUGAUUAACUAUUUAUUUGUCAAUGUUAUUAUUUAAUGAGCUUUCACAUGUGAUUUUUUUCAAAAUGUUAAUUUUGUGUGUUUGGAAGCUUUUUCAUGUAUCUAAAUAUUCUCCUGUAUGAUUUGUGAUUGAUCUAGAAAUAUGAGAGUACUUGUAGAUAUGUAAAAUAAAUAUUUUAGUCUCCUUAUUGCAUAUGUGUUUUAUCAUAAACUAUAUCAAUAGUAUGGAUCUUUUUAAAUCAGUAAGAAGCUUUGUAAAACUGAAUUAUGUAACACUUUCUUGUUUAAUCUGUGCAAUGAGAAGGUGACUUGGCCUUCAAUUCCAUUGACUUCUUUUAACAAAAAUAAACACUACUUAC